Molecule: messenger RNA, 3027 nt
Organism: Striga hermonthica
Lineage: Eukaryota; Viridiplantae; Streptophyta; Magnoliopsida; Lamiales; Orobanchaceae
Source: the annotation of a GenBank genome assembly
AUGAGCCCAUCUGAGAUGAUGGCUACUCCAACGAGUUCGGGUUGCCCCGGUCAGGAAUCGGGUUUAGGGUCGAGGGAAGUUGUGUGUUCUGAAACUGGGUCUGCAAGGAGACGAAGUGCUCGGCUGGCAGGAAAGUCGGAUAGUGGUGAGGUGGCGAGUGGGAAAAGGAUGAAAUUCGAAGAGGUGGAUUCUGGGAAACAGGAACCGGAUCUUUACUUGAGGAGUUAUGGAGGUGCUUCUGAAUCUGUUGCAGUCAAGGAAGAAGUCGAGAAGGGCGAGAGUGUUUCCAGGUUGGGAUUGGCGGGGACUGCUAAUGGUGGCAGUGGACGCAAGAGGAAACUCAGCAGUGAAGCAAAAUCGCCUAGUUUUGUGUCGAACGAAGUAGUGGAGCUGGUCAAUAAGGUCAUGAGCCUUAGGUGUGGAAAACGAGUUGUGAUAGAUGUGAAAGAAGAUAGUAGUGGUUCUGAUGGGGCAGAAAAGACUGGGGAGAGUAAAGAAAGUGUUUUUAUUGGCAGUGGUAAUUGCCUGUCGGUGCCUAAGUUUGAGAAAGGUGCGGGAGAAGACGAAAAUGACCCUCAAAAGGAGAAAAGAUUUAGCCGAGCACAGAAAGGUAAGGGAAAAGUUGGUGAUGAGACUUUGGAGACGAGUGAUUCUUCAAUGAGUUCUGGUUCAGAGACUGAAGAUAUGAUGGAGGUGCCAAAAGCCAAAUUAAUAAUCACAACCAAGAGUGGUGUUAAGACACGAGGGAGACUAAGCAAGGAAGAGAAAGAUAAAGCAAAAUUGGGAGUCAAUGCUUCUUCUUUUAUUGACAUAAAUAUAGCUGUGAAAGACGAUAGUAGUGGUUUUGAUCGGGCUGAAAAGACUGAGAAGAGUAAAGAAAGUGUUCUUGUUGGCAGUGGCAACCACUUGUCGAUGCCCAAGUUAGAGAAAAGUGCGGGAGAAGACGAAAAUGGCCCUCAGGAGAAGGAGACGAGAUUUAGUCGAGCACAGAAAGGUAAGGGAAAAGUUGGUGAUGAGACUUUGGAGAUGAGUGGUUCUUCAACGAGUUCUGGAUCAGAGACUGAAGAUGUCACGGAGGUACCAAAAGCCAAAUUAAGAAUCACGACCAAGAGUGGUGUUAAGACACGAGGGAGACUAAGCAUGGAAGAGAAAGGUAAAGCAAAUUUGGGAGUCAAUGCUUCUUCGCCUAUUGACAUAAAUAUAGCUGAAACCAAUACAGAAAAUGUAGAAGGAAACAGUGCAUCGGGUGCCAACAACCACUUGGCAGCCAAUGAAGCAUUGCCUGCUGAACAAGCUCAGGCGAGAGAGGCCUUCAAUUUCGUGAACAAUGCAGGAAAUGUUCCCAAUGCAGGAAUUGUUCGUAACGGCCGACACGAUAGAGCACGUCAUCGAAAUUUCGCCAGGCGAAAUGCAUCUCGAUUUGCCCAUUUCUCUUCCCAAGACGAGCUGGGGCCUAAUCAAGCCCCCAAUGUUGCUGGGAAUUCUAAUCAGCCAGAAAAUCCUGUAGAAGAUUGGCCGGGUCCCUUCUCAACGGCCAUGAAAAUUAUUAGAGAUCGUGCAACUUAUGUGUGGUCUGCUGUUCCUGAUAAAAGUGAGGCUGUUGAAAUUAAUUGGACUCCCAAGAAGCAGGAUUCAUGCAAAAGCGAGAAGAGGGCCCCGUCUUUACAGGAUCUUUGCCUGACGGUUGUUUCUAAAAAUGCUGAUGCUGUUACUUCUCUUGAUUUUGUUCCCGACUCGUUGAGACACAAGAUCAGUUGGUUUCUUUGUGACAGUCGGGUAAUGAACGGUAAGUUUCUUGAACUGCUCGUGGAUGGUUCUCCAACUGAGGUACGCGUACGGGAUUGUUCGUGGUUGACUGAGGAACUAUUCGCCAAGAUAUUUGAGGGUCUUGAUGCCAGCAAGUUGAUGGUGUUUCAAUUCGACCUAUGUGGAAGCUGUAUGCCAGACUAUAAUCUACAUGCCACGCUGGCUCGGUCGCCAAAUUGGCUUCCUGCCUUGUCUAUGAUAUCCUUGAAAGGUGCAUAUCGACUUACAGAUGUUGGACUAAGCUUGCUGGCUUCGGCUGCACCUUGUCUAAAAUCAAUUGACAUCAGCCAAUGUCCUUUGCUGACCUCUGAGGGAAUCUGCUGUCUGUUAAGCUCACUAAGAUCAGUUCUAAGGGAGUUGUACCUGGACAAUUGUCAUGGCAUAGAUGCUAUGCUUAUUCUUCCAGCACUGCUAAAGCUAGAGUGCCUAGAAGUUCUAUCGCUAGCUGGAAUUCAGACUGUUUGUGAUGAUUUUGUCAGUAAAUUCAUCACGGUCAGUGGUUGCAGAAUGAAAGAACUUGUCUUAGCAGACUGCCUGGAGUUGACUGAUUUUUCUUUGGAAGUCAUUGGUAAUAUUUGUUCUGAAUUGCGAGCAAUAGACCUGUCGAAUUUGCGUAAAUUGACCGAUGCUUCCAUUGCUCAUCUUGCAAAUGGUUGCCAAACAAUUGAGAUACUAAAAUUUUGUCGUAAUGGAUUCAGUGAUGUAGCUAUUGCUGCGUAUCUUGAUGUUCGUGGAGCGUCUCUGAAAGAUCUAUCGCUCAAUAACAUUGCCCAGUUUCUUGGCGGGAGGCAAUCGAGUUCAAGUAGUGGGAAUGGAAGUAGGAAGAGUGAUGCGCCUGUGAAAUGUGUAAGUUGGAAACGGUCUCUUUCUACUAGGAGUUUUGAAGCUGAAUCAUACUGGGAGCCUGGAACCCGGAAGGAGAUCCUGCCGGCGAUGAGGGUGUCAGAGGACCAGUUGCAUCCGAUCAUGUACUCCCAGUGGAAGAUGCUCCAAAGACGGAAGAAAAUGGGAGGAAAAAGGUACAAAAUUCAGAAAUUAUUGAUCAGGAUAUGGAUUUUGGCUAGAAAAAAUGUGGUUGGUACAGUGAUUGGAUUCUUUGGGGCAGUCCUUGGGAGUAUAGGAGGUGUCCGUGAAGGCGGCAUAUUCAUUCUCAUGCUCGCUUUGAUUAUCGGGUUCGAUCCAAAAACUUCGACUGCAAUUUCUAUAUGUGAGAGUCGAUAG